Molecule: messenger RNA, 1951 nt
Organism: Sinocyclocheilus rhinocerous
Lineage: Eukaryota; Metazoa; Chordata; Actinopteri; Cypriniformes; Cyprinidae
Product: neurolysin, mitochondrial-like
Exons: 12
Coding region: 107-1795 (562 amino acids)
Biological process (GO): peptide metabolic process; proteolysis
Cellular component (GO): mitochondrial intermembrane space
Molecular function (GO): metalloendopeptidase activity
Source: RefSeq, a predicted model, not a curated record
CGUAAUUAAUAUUCACACUCCAAGCCUUCAUCUGUAGUAGUACUAGUACUAGUAUUGGUUUAACAGUCGAGUGUGACGAGUCAUUUUGUCCAGCUCAAAGCUCAAGAUGACACUUCAGAAUGGAUCAGUCAUAUCCACCCACAGCUGCUCCAGCACAGCUGACAAGAACAACAGCCUGCGGUGGGACCUGACCCCAGAAGAGAUCACACACCAGACACAGAGACUGAUCCAGCGGAUAAAGCAAGCCUAUGACACAGUGGGCUCGGUGGACAUUGGGAAGGUGUGCUUUGAGAAUACACUGCAAGUCAUUGCAGAUGCAAAAGCAGAUUAUGCAGCUUCACGGCAUGUGUUGGACUUUCCUCAGUAUGUCUCUCCAUGUAAAGAGGUGAGAUUGGCGAGCACCGAGGCUGACAAACGCCUGUCGGAUUUCGAUGUGGAAGUGAGCAUGAGGGUAGACAUGUUUCAGAGACUUAUAGCUCUGCAGGAAAAACAAUCCGGUGAUUUAUUGCCCGAGUCUGAGAGAUUCCUGGGACGACUCAUAAAAUUAGGGAAACGGAACGGAUUGCACUUGUCCAAGGAUAUGCAAGAAGAAAUCAAGUCAAUCUCUAAGCAAAUAAGUGAACUCUCCAUUGAUUUCAACCAAAAUCUGAAUGAAGAAAAUACAAUGCUGUUGUUCUCGCAACAAGAGCUUGUGGGUCUUGCGGAAAGCUACGUGAACGGUCUUGAGAAAACAGAAGAUGGGCGGUAUAAAGUCACCCUUGCAUAUCCCCACUAUUUCCCUCUGAUGAAAAGAUGUCAUGUUCCCGAAACCAGGAGGAAGAUGGAGAUGGCCUUUCACAGCAGGUGCAAAGAUGAUGUGUUGGGUCUGAGGUUCCAGCGGGUGGAGGAUGCUCUCGUGUGGCACGACAGCGUCAGACUCUACUCCGUACUAGACUCUGUGACUGGAGAGGAGAUCGGACAGUUUUACUUGGACUUGCAUCCCAGGGAGGGUAAGUAUGGACAUGCUGCAUGCUUUGGGCUCCAGCCAGGAUGUCUCGGGGCUGAUGGGAAACGUAGGAUACCUGUAGCUGCCAUGGUGGCCAACUUCACAAAACCCACAAGCAGCUGGCCUUCCCUCCUGCAGCACCAUGAGGUGGAGACCUUCUUCCAUGAGUUUGGACAUGUCAUGCAUGAGCUCUGCUCCCGGACCCGCUACGCAGAGUUCAGUGGGACGCAGGUGGAGACUGAUUUUGUGGAGGUGCCGUCUCAAAUGCUGGAGAACUGGGUUUGGGAGAAGGAGCCGCUCAGGAGGAUGUCUCGCCACUACAAAGAUGGCAGCCCGAUCCCAGACGGUCUGCUGGAUAAACUCAUUGCAUCUAGAGUGGCCAACACAGGUCUGAUGAACCUCAGGCAGAUUGUUCUCAGUAAAGCUGACCAGACGCUCCACACUAAAGACAGAGCGGAUACUGCAGCCGAGUUUGCCAAGCACAGCGAAGACAUCCUGGGAAUCCCAGCCACACCAGGCACAAAUAUGGCGGCUAGUUUCAGUCAUUUAGCCGGAGGAUAUGACGGUCAGUACUACAGCUACCUCUGGAGUGAAGUCUACUCCAUGGACAUCUUCUUCAGUCGCUUCAAAAAGGAAGGAAUCUUGAAUCCAAAGGUGGGCAGGGAAUACAGGCGUGUGGUUCUGGAAGCAGGAGGUUCAGUGGACGGCAUGGAUAUGUUGAAGACGUUCCUGGGUCGAGAACCCUGCCAGGAUGCGUUUUUUCAGUGUAAAGGACUCACACAAACCUUUACAGAACAAACCUGGCAUUGACUUUGGACUGUGAACGACAGGAAAUGGACUUCUGAAUUUACAGUAACAAGGACACAUAUGUCAUUAGUUUUCUUUCUAGUUUUACUUGCAGUGUAAUGUAGAACGAAAUGUUAUGUAUUUGUUUUGUUUGUCAAGCUGCCUCAUUUCUUGUCAGUG